AUGGCACAACUGAAGGAAUACCCCCUCAAAAAACCGUCGGCGUUUCACUGGGACUUUGCAUUAUUGGGACUCACCACUGGAAUCGCUGGAAUUUUGGGAUUUCCUGCUCCGAAUGGGUUAAUUCCACAGGCUCCUCUCCAUACCGAAUCUCUAGUGGUUCACGAUCACCGUACUGGAAAGGCAUUGUCGGUGGUUGAGCAGCGCAUAACCAACACAGUUCAGGGUAUUAUGACGUUUGCAAUGAUGUCUCGACCGUUCUUGGUGGUAUUAGGACUUAUUCCUCAGGCAGUUCUUUCGGGUCUUUUUUUCAUCAUGGGUAUUACUGGCCUUCACGGCAAUAUUAUCACCAACCGAAUUCGCUACCUUUUCAUGGACCACGAUUACAUCGAAAACGAUCCCAAUUGCCCGGAAGUUUUCCGCCAAAUUGACAAAACUCCAAGCAAAAAGUAUUUCUACAUCUACUUGAUUUUGCAACUAAUAGCGUUUGGUUUCGAGUUUGGAAUCACCUUGACAAAAGGCGCCGUGGGAUUUCCUGGAGUAUUAAUGUUUUUUGCCAUUUGUGCCGAAUGGGUUUGGCCGUUAAUUAUCCCUCGGGAGUACCUCAAUGCUCUCGACUCUGAAGUUGCUGAUGAAAAAAUCGUCAAGAAUUUGGAGGUUUUCAGCCAAAUUAAAGAGAAGCAACUGGCUAGCGAAAGCGACAUUGAGAUUGCCCAGCUAGGUCCGCGGAGCACCGAUCUGGAUGGUUAA
Messenger RNA from Meyerozyma guilliermondii ATCC 6260, 747 nucleotides. RefSeq lists its product as uncharacterized. The transcript has a single exon. Gene Ontology annotation, cellular component: fungal-type vacuole; plasma membrane. The record is from RefSeq and is a predicted model, not a curated record. Gene Ontology annotation, biological process: borate transport; monoatomic ion homeostasis; monoatomic anion transport. Gene Ontology annotation, molecular function: borate efflux transmembrane transporter activity; solute:inorganic anion antiporter activity. NCBI's taxonomy places the organism in Eukaryota, Fungi, Ascomycota, Pichiomycetes, Serinales, Debaryomycetaceae. The coding region runs from base 1 to 747 and encodes 248 amino acids.